This is a messenger RNA of Cucurbita maxima (winter squash), 3291 nucleotides long. Its product is annotated as phototropin-1-like. Gene Ontology annotation, biological process: protein phosphorylation. The coding region runs from base 28 to 3051 and encodes 1007 amino acids. Gene Ontology annotation, molecular function: ATP binding; protein serine/threonine kinase activity. Gene Ontology annotation, cellular component: plasma membrane; cytoplasm; nucleus. The record is from RefSeq and is a predicted model, not a curated record. The transcript is spliced from 23 exons. Lineage: Eukaryota; Viridiplantae; Streptophyta; Magnoliopsida; Cucurbitales; Cucurbitaceae.
UUCAACCAGCUUUCUCCGAGAGACCUAAUGGAACCGUUGGAUAAACCAGCGUCAAACUCCUCGCCUCUCGCGCCAUUUCCUCGGGACGCGCGAGGAUCGCUAGAGGUUUUCAAUCCCUCGGCCACGUACUCAUCCCAUUCGAUCAACUCCAUUUCUCGAGCGAACCCAACGUGCCCCAGUUGGGCGGAGCCGGACUCGGCCAAACUCGCCGCUAAACCGUCGAGUAAAACCGGCGACGAGAUAACGUCAUGGAUGGCCUUCAAGGACUCAAACGCUCCACCACAACCUUCAUCGCCGGUCGUCCAGAAAACCAUCUCGGCGAUUCUCAGCGACAAACCGCCGUCAGAAAAGCCGCAAUCGGCGGACGAAGUCGGCUCCGCAGCUUUACGCGCUGCCGAGUGGGGAUUGGUACUGAAAACCGAUACGGAGACGGGAAAGCCUCAAGGAGUCGGAGUUCGAACUUCCGGCGGCGAUGAACCGAAUAUCAAACAAGAGAAUUCGAGGAGAGCUUCCAAUAACUCGGUGCGAAGUUCGGGCGACAUGUCGGAAGAAGGGGGAAGAGAAAGGGGGUUUCCUAGAGUCUCCGAGGAUUUGAAAGACGCUCUGUCGACUUUUCAACAAACAUUCGUGGUUUCUGAUGCUACGAAACCUGAUUAUCCGAUUAUGUACGCCAGCGCCGGAUUCUUCAAAAUGACCGGCUAUACCUCCAAGGAAGUCAUCGGAAGAAACUGUCGAUUUUUACAGGGUGCAGACACAGACCCUGAAGAUGUGGCCAAGAUCCGGGAGGGUUUACAAGCUGGGACGAGUUACUGUGGGAGGUUGUUGAAUUACAAGAAAGAUGGGACCCCUUUUUGGAAUCUUCUUACAAUUUCACCCAUCAAAGAUGAUGACGGCAAGGUUCUCAAAUUUAUUGGAAUGCAAGUGGAGGUGAGCAAACACACAGAGGGGUUCAAAGAUAAGAUGGUCCGUCCCAAUGGCUUGCCAGAAUCCUUGAUUCGUUAUGACGCACGUCAGAAGGAGAUGGCUACCAGCUCGGUAACGGAGCUUGUGCAGGCGGUGAAAAGGCCUCGGUCUCUAAGUGAGUCUAGGCCUCGGGCUCUAAGUGAAUCUAUGAACCGUCGGCUAUUUAGAAAAUCCGGCGGCGGCGGCGGCGGUGAUAAUGACGGCGACAGAUUUGAAACUGGUAUGGUUAGGCGAAAGUCAGAGAGCGCUGCAGCUUCAACUGGACGAGGAAGUCGAAGGUCGAUGCGGCGUAUCAAUGAGGUUCCCGACAAGAAACCCAAGAAGUCUAGCCGUCGUUCAUUUAUGGGGAUUAUGAGGAAAAGUCAAUCAAAUGUUGAUAGCAUCGACGUUGAAGAUGGUUCCGAUGAUGAUAACGACACCGAUGACGACGAUAGACCAGAUAGUGUCGACGACAAAGUAAGGCAGAGGGAAAUGAGGAAGGGUAUUGAUUUAGCUACCACCCUCGAACGUAUAGAGAAAAACUUCGUCAUUACCGAUCCUAGAUUGCCCGACAAUCCCAUUAUCUUUGCUUCUGAUAGCUUCCUGGAGCUAACCGAGUACAGUAGAGAAGAAAUCUUGGGAAGAAAUUGCAGAUUUCUGCAAGGUCCCGAAACCGAUCGAGCGACCGUCAAGAAAAUAAGAGAUGCCAUCGACAAUCAAACCGAAGUUACCGUGCAGCUUAUUAACUACACAAAAAGUGGUAAGAAGUUUUGGAACCUGUUUCAUCUACAACCUAUGCGUGACCAGAAGGGAGAAGUUCAGUAUUUCAUUGGAGUUCAACUCGAUGGUAGUCAGCAUGUCGAACCACUAAGCAAUUGCAUACCGGAAACUACUGCGAAGCACGGCGAAAAAUUGAUAAAAGAAACUGCAGAAAAUGUUGAUUUGGCAGCUCGAGAACUUCCCGACGCCAAUUUGACACCAGAAGAUUUAUGGGCAAAUCAUUCUAAGAUGGUUCAACCUAAACCUCACAGAAAGGACAGUCCUUCCUGGAAAGCUAUCCAGAAGAUUUUAGACAGCGGAGAACAGAUAGAACUGAAACAUUUCAAGCCAGUUAAACCUUUGGGAUCUGGCGAUACUGGCAGCGUGCAUUUGGUAGAACUGUGUGGAACUGAUCAAUUUUUUGCAAUGAAGGCAAUGGAUAAGGGUGUAAUGCUCAACCGUAACAAGGUGCAUCGAGCUUGCGCCGAGAGGGAAAUACUCGACAUGUUGGAUCAUCCUUUUCUUCCUGCAUUAUACGCUUCGUUUCAGACAAAAACACAUGUUUGUCUUAUAACUGAUUACUGUCCUGGUGGAGAGCUGUUUCUGCUUUUGGACAGACAACCCACAAAGGUCUUGAAGGAAGAUGCUGUGAGGUUUUAUGCUGCUGAAGUUGUCAUCGCAUUGGAGUACCUUCAUUGUCAAGGGAUAAUUUACCGGGAUCUGAAGCCCGAGAAUGUUCUACUACAAGGUAAUGGACACGUUGCCUUGACGGAUUUUGACUUGUCAUGUUUGACGUCUUGUAAACCUCAGCUUUUGCUUCCAACAACAAAUGAGAAGAAAAAACAAUCAAGAGCUCAACAGGCUCCCGUCUUUAUGGCCGAACCUAUGCGAGCAUCGAACUCCUUUGUCGGAACCGAAGAGUACAUAGCACCGGAAAUUAUUACUGGGGCUGGCCAUACCAGUGCAGUGGACUGGUGGGCUUUGGGUAUCCUUCUAUAUGAGAUGCUCUAUGGUUACACACCCUUUAGAGGGAAGACAAGGCAAAAGACUUUCGCUAACAUUCUUCACAAGGAUCUUAAGUUUCCAAGAAGUAUAUCGGCUAGUCUCAGUGUGAAGCAGUUAAUCUGUAGGUUACUGCAUAGAGACGCCAAAAACCGAUUGGGUUCUCGAGAAGGAGCAAAUGAAAUCAAACGACAUCCUUUCUUCCGAGGCGUUAAUUGGGCGCUCGUUCGAUGCAUGCAUCCUCCCGAGCUCGAAGCGUCUCUUUUCCAGUCCGUCGAACCCGAAAAAGAUGCUAAUAAUAAAGCUCCAGUUUUGGAUGUAAAAGCUCUUGACCUCAGUGUGUUCUGAUGAUCACAAGUUUCCUUGUUGGUUCUGAUCAAAAUCACCUUCCUAGUUCUGCAGCAUUGUGGACCGUUGGAUCUCUUUAGCAUGUGAAAUUUUGUUUGGCUUCAAAGCUUUAAAUUUUUUAGUGCUUAUUUAAUCUUUUUGCCCAAUGUAAUAAGAAAUGUUGUAAUGUAAUGGUGGUUGGUGAAAUAAUCCCCUAUGCCUCCUUUUUUUAAUAAUUUUGUUGCUCUGGGUUAUUUUUCA